Penicillium atrosanguineum is the source of this 2706-nucleotide messenger RNA. RefSeq lists its product as uncharacterized. Gene Ontology annotation, molecular function: polygalacturonase activity. Bases 1 to 2706 code for a protein of 901 amino acids. Lineage: Eukaryota; Fungi; Ascomycota; Eurotiomycetes; Eurotiales; Aspergillaceae. The record is from RefSeq and is a predicted model, not a curated record. The transcript has 7 exons.
AUGUUACCCUACACAGCUGCCCUGUUUGCCCUCUUCGGGGUGGCCUUGGCGGUUCCUAUGGAAAAGAGAAGUUCUAGCUGGUCUUUCUUGGGCUGCUAUACGGAUAACGUCUCGGGAAGAUCCCUGGCGGAGGGUAUUCCUGCUCCUGGGGGAGCGACCAACAUGACCGUACAGAACUGCCAGGCCGGGUGUCAGGCUUUGGGUUUCACUCUGGCUGGUUUAGAGUACGCCGAUGAAUGCUAUUGUGGCAAUACCGUACAGAAUGGUGGCGGUCCAGCCCCAGAUGGAAGUACCGGCUGCGACAUGGUGUGUGCUGGGAAUUCUGCCGAAAUUUGUGGAGGGCCCAAUCGCCUGGAUCUGUACCAAUAUGGAACUGCUGUAUCCACCACUACGUCUAUCACCACGGUAGAGUCGACCACUCAUGCAACCACGACUGCCACAUCUACAGGCUCAUCCAACUACUGGUACGAGAAUAUUGAUCACCAGGGAAUUUCCGCCUUUGGGCCCUCUGGAUAUACGGUCUAUCGAAAUGUAAAGGACUAUGGUGCCACAGGAAACGGUGUGACUGAUGAUACGGCUGCCAUCAACGCUGCCAUCAGCGAUGGCGGUCGUUGUGGUGAGGGCUGUUCAUCCAGCACCACCACUCCGGCAGUGGUAUAUUUCCCGGCGGGAACCUAUUUGAUCUCCUCAUCUAUUAUAGACCAGUACAACACCAUUUUGCUGGGGAAUCCGAACAGCCUACCGACGCUAAAAGCUAGCUCCAGCUUCUCUGGCUUUGGCCUGAUUGAUGGAGACAAAUACUAUACUGCAUCACUCAAUUGGGGCUCAACAAAUGUCUUUUACCGGCAAGUGCGUAAUUUUAUCCUAGACAUGAUGAGUAUCCCAGCUACUUCCUCGGCUACUGGAAUCCAUUGGCCCACGGCCCAAGCAACGAGUCUGCAGAAUCUCAUAUUCCAGAUGAGCUCGGCAUCAGGCACGCAGCACGUUGGUGUUUUUUGUGAAUCGGGUUCUGCUGGUUUCCUCACCGAUUUAACUUUUAAUGGCGGCUUAAAUGGCAUCCAGGUUGGCAACCAGCAAUUCACUAUGCGCAACUUGAUUUUCAACAACUGCGUCACCGCUAUCAAUCAGCUGUGGGAUUGGGGCUGGGUGUAUCAAGGCAUCACCAUAAACAACUGCCAGACCGGUAUUGACAUGUCCGCGGGUGGGUCAUCCAACCAAGCAGUGGGCUCAGUGAUUCUUGUGGACAGCACCAUCACCAAUACCCCGGUGGGAUUGCUGACGGCAUUUACCGAGAACGUGGCCAAUAAUGUGGCUAACGGCAGCCUCAUUAUUGACAACAGUAUCUUCACUAAUGUCCCAAUUAUUGUCAAGUCUACCUCCGCGGGCACUGUUCUGGCGGGCAGUAGCGGCAGUAUGACGGUAGCUGGCUGGGGUGAGGGCAACAGCUACACCACUUCCGGCCACACACGCUUCCAGGGCUCUUUCACCCCCAUCACUCGACCUUCAGCACUCCUCAGUGGCUCCAACUAUUACGUUCGAUCCAAACCCCAGUAUGCUUCCCUCGUGGUCUCAUCUUUCCAGAGCGUGCGCAGUGCCGGUGCCACUGGUAAUGGGGUCACGGAUGAUACGAGCGCGUUACAAAACGUGAUCAACAGUGCCACGGCGGCUGGACAAGUGGUGUUCUUUGACGCUGGUACAUAUAAAGUCACCAGCACCUUGCUGAUUCCCCCAGGAGCGAAACUGGUUGGCGAGGCAUAUUCAGUGAUCAUGUCCAGCGGCAGCUACUUUAACAACAUCAACUCCCCCCAACCUGUCGUUCGCGUGGGUACCGCCGGACAAGCUGGCCAGGUCGAAUGGUCCGACAUGAUUGUUAGCACACAAGGUGCCCAGCCUGGGGCCGUUCUGAUUGAGUGGAACUUGGCUGCCUCCGGGACUCCCUCGGGGAUGUGGGAUGUCCAUGCCCGCAUUGGAGGCUUCACCGGCUCUGACUUGCAGGUGGCUCAGUGCGAAAAGACUCCCUCUAGCACAUCUAUUGACUCCACAUGCAUCGCCGCCUAUAUGACUCUGCAUGUGACAACUUCAGCCUCAAACCUGUACUUGGAGAAUGUUUGGCUGUGGACCGCUGACCACGACAUCGAUGACGCCUCAAACACCCAAAUUACCGUUUACAAUGGGCGCGGUCUCUACAUUGAAGGUACCGCCGGAACAUUCUGGCUAGUCGGAACGUCGGUCGAACACCACACCCUGUACCAGUAUCAGUUGGCCAAUACUAAGGAUGUUUACAUGGGAUUCAUUCAGACAGAGACACCCUAUUAUCAACCCAACCCUCCAGCGCCCGCACCGUUCACUGUGGUGUCCUCAUUGAAUGACCCCAACUUUUCUACUUCCUGUUCUGGCCAGUCAUCAAACUGCAACGACGCAUGGGGUCUUCGAAUUGUGAGCUCCGACAACAUCCUUGUAUACGGAGCAGGACUUUAUUCCUUCUUCAACAACUACGACGGCACCUGCAAUGCACAGAAUGGCCCCGAGAACUGUCAACCAAAUAUCUUUGACCUUGAAGGAACCGUCGAAUCCAUCGAGGUCUACUGUUUAAGCACCGUCGGCGUGCAAAACAUGAUCAGCCAAAAUGGCAAUUCUCUGGCGCUUUCUAAUAAUAACGUUGAUGUUUUUACUGACACCAUCUCCUUGUUCCAAAUCCCGGCCUAG